GAAGUACAGAAGCUGAAUCAGCAACUAGAGGAGAAAAAUGGAGAGAUACAGCAGAUGAUAAAUCAGCCUCCAUAUGAAAAGGAGAGAGAAAUCUUACGACUUCAGAAGAGCCUGGCAGAGAGAGAGAAGGCUCAGGCCACCAGCGAUGUUUUGUGCCGUUCACUCACUGAUGAAACUCACCAACUUCAACGCAAGUUAGCAUCCACAGCAGAAAUGUGUCAACAUCUGGCAAAAUGUCUAGAAGUGAAGCAAAGAAAAGAGAAGGGGAAUUCAGAUGACAAGAUACCUACCGAAAGAUCUAAUCAGCCUUUAGGUGAUGAAACUUCACUUCAAGCUCUUAUCUGCAACCUACAAGAGGAAAACAGGAUGUUAAAACAAAAAGUAGCUCACGUGGAAGACUUAAAUGCAAAAUGGCAGAAAUACGAUGCGAGCAGGGACGAGUAUGUGAAGCGACUUCACUUGCAGCUGAAAGAGAUGAAGUCGCAGCUGGAGCAGCAGCACGGCACAACUUCAGCACAGACGAAUUCUGAUCUGAUGCACAAGGAGAUAUUCCGGUUAAACAAGCUACUAGAAGAAAAAAUGAAUGAAUGCAUAAAAAUAAAGAGAGAAUUAGAAGACGUGAAGAAGGCUAGUGAAGGAGAUAAUGAGCGCAUACAAAUGUUGGAGCAACAGGUCCUAGUUUACAAAGAUGAUUUCACAUCUGAGAGGUCAGACAGAGAACGAGCACAGAGUAAAAUACAAGAGCUUCAGGCAGAAGUUGCGUGUCUGCAACACCAGCUAGCAAGGAGACAGGAAUCAAGAGACACAAGCAGUCAUUUCAGAGUUCACAUGGGCAAACAAAAUCAUAUGUACGUACAGACGAAUGUUGAACAUCUACGAGGCAAUAGCCCGGGCCAAACAGGCACGAGAAGAACACCUUCACAGUCUGAACAAGCUGCUUCUCCUCCUGUGGACAAUGGAAACACAGGAUCCGAGGGCAGGGCACAGGGUGAACUUAGAUGCCCUCAUUGUAUGAGGUUUUUCAGCGAUGAACUCAGUGACGAAUUCCUCAAGCACGUUGCUGAAUGUUGUCAGUGA
Molecule: messenger RNA, 1077 nt
Organism: Apaloderma vittatum (bar-tailed trogon)
Lineage: Eukaryota; Metazoa; Chordata; Aves; Trogoniformes; Trogonidae
Gene: TNIP2
Product: TNFAIP3 interacting protein 2
Exons: 5
Biological process (GO): regulation of transcription by RNA polymerase II; cellular response to lipopolysaccharide
Molecular function (GO): K63-linked polyubiquitin modification-dependent protein binding
Source: RefSeq, a predicted model, not a curated record